This is a messenger RNA of Falco peregrinus (peregrine falcon), 2496 nucleotides long. RefSeq names its product cuticle collagen 34-like. The coding region runs from base 1 to 615 and encodes 204 amino acids. The record is from RefSeq and is a predicted model, not a curated record. The transcript is spliced from 2 exons. NCBI's taxonomy places the organism in Eukaryota, Metazoa, Chordata, Aves, Falconiformes, Falconidae.
AUGUGGGCCCCGGUCGCAGAAGAGAACGGCCCCAGGCGCCCCCGCCCCUCGCUGCUGAGCCUGCCGCAGCCCCCGCCCGCGCCGCCGCCGAGUCCGCUGAGCGGGGAGGGCCCUCCCCCUCCGCCUUAUCAACCCGGGGCGCCGGAGGGUGGGGGGGAGCCGCUCCGCGGCUGGCCAAUUAGAGCGUACCACGCCAAAUAUACAGCCAAUAGGAAGCCUGGAAGGGAGGGGCCUGCAGCUAUUCCCGCCAAUCGUGGCUUUCCAUGUGAGGUUUCCUGCGGACGGAGCGUGGCCGGCGCCGAUUGGCCGGGCGGAGAGGCGCUUGGCCAAUCGCUUCCGCGGAGGGGAUUACCCGGCAUGGACUCUCCUGAUGAUUUAAGGAAUAACCCGUUAACGGUUAACGCUGAGCCCAGGUGGGCCACAGCCGCUGCGGGCUGGUCCUGGAGCGAUAAGGACACUCCGCAUGGGAGGCCAGCUCCGACUGCUUCCGGGGGCACCCUGGAUGUUUACCAUGGAUACGGUUGCUAUGACAACGGGCGCUUCCGGUCGCGGCGCCCCGCCGCACCUCCGGGGCACCCACAGCUGGCUACUGCUGGAGACAAGAUACCGGCCUGAUCUGAGGUGGCCGUUCUUAGGAACUACAUGUGUUUUAUGCAAGCUUGAAUAAUUGCAGUGCCUAGGGGCCUGAAUGCGGUGGGUCUGGAACAUGGUCAGACCCAGAUCCACAGGGAGCCUUGGGCACUAUAAUGUCCCGUCAAAUCAAUCCUUCAUCAUUCAUCACAAGAAGUGGAACAAAUGCAAUGAAACAUGUUGCAAGUUACCUGUAUGCUUUCAACCUUUUCUUCCUUUUCCCUGCCAUUUUUAGAUAACCGUUCAGGGUGGUGAGAGAUAUUAGGGUGAAUAACCUAGAGAACAAAUUGAACAGAAGUUUCUCUCAGCUUGGGUUAAUAUUUUAAUCACUGGGUCACUGGAUAGAAAUAUGAUGAAUACCAGUUGGUUUUGAAGGAAGGCAGCAGUCUCCACCUUUUUUUGAAACUUGAUUUACUAACUGUGCUCUGGGCUUCCUUCCUGGACCAAAAUCACUCUGUCAUGAAAGAUGGAGGGAAGUUUGUUUUGUAAAGAUCAGGAACGAGCUAGGUUCAUCAUUACUUGACACAAUAAGCAUCUGCACUACCAGAAAAAAGACUUUCAGUUCUUGGGAAACUUCAGAAUGAAAACUGUGAUGCUGACAGAGCUCAGGUGGUUUCAAGGCUAGGUAACUGCUGGAGAAGGAUUUUGAAAACAGUAAUUUUGGACCCAUAUGUCUGAGGAGGGAACCAGAGAUGAGUAACAACUUUUUGUGAAUCUAAAGUUCAGGAAUUUCCAGAAGGUCCAAAGCAUCUCGUAGGAACUUGGUGUGAAAUGCCUAACUUUUCAGACACUACACUUGCUGGAGACACACUGAUCUGCAAGUCCUAGGAGUCUGAUGAAAGAUUCACUGCUGUUAGGCACGCUACACACAUGGUCAGAGCUAGUAUUUAAACAUCUAAAGAACUGGGGUUUAAGCUGUUCCUUCAGCAAGCACUUUUGAUAUAAAGGUUUCUUUCAACAUUAAGACUGUUCACAACACCAUUAAAAUCACAUUAGGAAAAAUUCUUCAUCUGUAUAUUUUGCCAUUUUAUAGUUGUAAUAACCUUUUUACAAAAUGUUAAAUACUGACUUAAACUUUAGUGUCAUACUUCUGGUAUUUUUAUUUUUUAUUUCUGCUCUGCUGUAAGUUUGGAAGAUAGUGUUUGUUCUUCAGGUAUUAUUUGACCUUUCUUCCCAUUCCUUCUGACACUCAUGAGUGUGCCGCAGCUGGCGCUGUUAGUGAACUAAGUCGGUCAGCUGUGGGGUUUCCCCACCGUCAAGUAUUUUUGAAGUCUACAGGGUGUCCCUUGAAGCUUAAUGCUCUGUAUUCUCACAUUAGAGCAACUGGCAGAAGGGAGUGGGCUCUAAGGAGCCUAGCAUAAAGGGCAAAAUCUUUGAAGGUGAAGAAUUGUAACUAGAAGAAUCUUUGUACAGAUAAAAUAACCAUGGUUUUGGUCAUUGUAAAAACAUCCCUGACUCUUCAAAUACUAACAUCUCUGUAAGUUUCAGUAUCACUGGAAAUCUAGACCUGCAGCAACAUAUUUCUGUGGCUAAGAAUAAAAAAACAUAUCACAGCGAAUAUCACUCUUCUCAAAACAGCUAAGCAUUAUUCUGAUCUGUAUUUACUGUUUACCAUGGCUGAAGAAAGUCUUAGCUUGCAGUGGCUGGCCACAGCAAGUAUGCAAGCUGUGGCAUUCCCCACAAGCUCCUUUUGGUUUCACAGCAGCUUCUGCCUGGUGGUGCAUGGUUGGAUUUAGAGGGUCAACUCCAGUAGAGCAUGCAUUUCAAUUAAAAAUCGAGGAAACCAGUCACGUCUUUGAAGUUCAGCACAUGCUCCCGUGCUAUGCUGGGCUGAAGUGUUAGCAUAGAGAAAAGCUAAAAUGGUCA